AUAUGAACAGGGUUGGUAAAUAUUUGUCCCCAAACAAAAAAAGACCACUUGCGGGAGUCACAUUCCUUGUAGUCAAAUAAAAACCCAAGUAGCAUAUCCGGAAAAUACCUGCAGUUUGAGUAUGAUGUUUAUUGAAUGCAGUCGCAGAGUACCAUUGCAAUAUUGGAAUCAGGUGAGUAGCUUAACAAACAAGAACAUCUUAAGUUGCUUAAGUUGAAAAGUCAAAGAUUACCACCAGAAGAACAAACUGCUAUCAAUAUGACGGUAUUAAAAGGAGUUGUUUAUAUUUUUGCCAUCUGCCUUUGCUGCGUUCUUAUCAAAGGCCAGUGUAACACAGCUCAGAUCCAUCAAGCAUUGACAGGUUGUCAGACAGAAAGAUUAAUCCUGUCAAAUACAAGCGAAAUUGUCAAUGACACCAAUUACACCAAACUCUGCAAAGCAUUUUUAAACUAUAUCAAGUGUGUGGAACCUAGGCUAACUGGAUGCAAGAGUUCUUCCCUUCGAGGUAUCACAAUUGUCAAAAAAACAUAUAGUAAAGAACCCUACCACUGCAUGUUGAACGAUACUGCUGAGGUGAAGACAGAGCAGAGUGCAAUAACACCAAGACAGACCUCUAGUCAACAUGUACAACAAGUGAGCAUUCUAAGUCUACUGGCAGCGAUAGUACUGCAGUAUUUAGUGGGGCUUUUGCAAACUGGCUGUAGGUAUGAAUAAAAAAAAAAAAAGGAAUUAUUCUUAGUAUCAGAUAACAGAAGAAUGUUAUAGAAAAAAAUUGCACAGGAAAAUGUUGUGUAUAGAAAAGUACCAGACAAAUCUAACCAACAAGAGGAUACAUUUAAUAUGUACCCACAUGUAAUAAAAGUGUUAAUGGUUUUCAGUUCUAACUUACAUAUCUAGAAAUUGCUAUUAUAGAGAUAAAAGGAGAAAUAAAAAAAUGUUUGUGAUCUCCACUUAAAUGUUGAAAUAUUACAGUAUAUCCUAGAGGAAAACUCAUUACAUUAAAUGGAAAUAAUAAAUAAAUUGAUA
Molecule: messenger RNA, 1026 nt
Organism: Octopus sinensis (East Asian common octopus)
Lineage: Eukaryota; Metazoa; Mollusca; Cephalopoda; Octopoda; Octopodidae
Exons: 4
Coding region: 259-714 (151 amino acids)
Source: RefSeq, a predicted model, not a curated record